AGCCCAGGAGGAGGAGGCGGCGCAGGCCCUGAGUUCGGAUCCGGCUUCCUGUCGCAACAGCAGCAGCUGCUCUUUCUUUCUCUCUCUCUCUCUCCUCCUCGGAGCCGAAGCCAGAGCCAGGGCCCUCUCUGCCGCCUCGCCUUGGAGACCGGGGCUGGGCUCGGUCCCCGACCUCUUUCCCGGAUGGCCCAGGCUCCGGAACCGCACUCCGAAUCCCAGAGUCUACCAUCGACGGAGGCGUCCUCUGUGGUCCUAGAGUGGCCCUCGGGGCAAAUGGCGGAAGGGUCCAUGUGGGCUCUGGUGGCGGCCAUCCAAGCCAUGGAGAACAAAAUGGACUCCUUGACCUCCCGGCUGGUGAGCCUCGAAGGACGGACAGGGACGGCCGAGAAGAAGAUCUUCGAAUGUGAGAAGACGGAGCUAGAAUUCGGGAACCAGCUGGAGAGCAAGUGGGCCACCCUGGGAACCCUCAUCCAGGAGUAUGGGCAGCUCCAGAAGAGGCUGGAGAACAUGGAGAACCUACUCAAGAACCGGAACUUCUGGAUCUUGCGAUUCCCACCCAGUGACAACGGAGACGUCCCAAAGGUGCCAGCCACCUUUGAUGACAGCGCCGCCUUCUCCAAAGUGGAAUGGGAGAAACUGGAGGACUGGCAGAAGGAUCUCUACAAGAAUGUCAUGAAGGGAAAUUACGAGUACUUGAUCUCCCUCGACUAUGCAAUUUCCAAACCGGAUAUUCUCUCCCGGAUUGAACGAGGGGAGGACCCUUACACACACGACCGCCAGCGUGACACAGAAGCAAGAGGAGACCCCCCGGAUCCUAGCCUGGGCUCUCCUGCCCCUGCCUUGGAAAUUGCCUCCCAGAUCAAGCGAGAGCAAGGCCGCCUGCAGGAAGAAAAAGAGGCAAAGGGAGAGGAAGGCCAGGCAGAGGCUAAAGGAACAGCCCCAGCUGAGGGUUGGCUGGUGAGCCAAAAGAGAAACUCGGGGGAGCCUGAACCCCACUGGACUUUGGCAGAGAGAUCUGAGGAACACUUUCUCCAGGAGGUGAAUGACGGCAAAGGCCGGGGACACACACAGCUUUUGGGAGGAGCCGAGAAGACUGGCCUCCCCAUGAUGCAGGAGGGUUUGGAUCUGGGCCUCCUGAACGGCCGAGGAGUUCCUCGUCCUGCCCAGCAGUCUCCCUCUGAGCAUCUCCAUCCAUGUCUCAACUGCAGCCACUGCUUUGGUCGGAAGGAGAGUUACACCCAACGCCGUUGCUCGCAUGCAGAGGAGGAGCGUCCAUACGCCUGCCACGAAUGUGGCAAGGCUUUCGUCCACCAGUCCACGCUGACAACGCACCACCGGACGCACACAGGGGAGAAGCCUUACGCCUGCCCAACCUGCUUCAAGUGCUUCACCCGGCUCUCCACCCUGCUGGAGCACCAGCGGACACACACAGGGGAGAAGCCCUAUGCCUGCUCCGAGUGCGAGAAGCGCUUCACUCGCCUCUCGACGCUGGUGGAGCACCGCCGGACCCACACGGGGGAGAAGCCCUACCAGUGUGCCCUCUGCUACAAAAGUUUCACCCGCCUGACCAACCUGACCGUGCACCAGAACACCCACGCUGGAGAACGGGCCUAUUCCUGUACCCAGUGUGGCAAGAGCUUCCCCCAGAAGGCCUGUUUCUUGAAGCAUCUUCGUAGCCACUCCCGGGACAGGCUCUACCAGUGCCAGGACUGUGCCAAGAGCUUCGCUUGCCACUCCUGGCUGCUUCGCCACCAGAUGAUCCACUCAGGGGAGCAGAGCCAACACUGCAGUGAAUAUCCUGAGAGCUUUGUCCACAAGCACCAGGGGAAGCGCACCGGGGAGCGGGUUUUCCAGUGCUCUCUCUGUGGCAAGGCUUUCCAGGGCCAGCAUAGCCUCGAGAUGCACCAAAGGAUCCAUGCUGAUCUGGGGGAUUCGGGACGAUCUGCUGUUGAAAGCCAGGCUCCUUGUGUGAAAGUGGAGAUGGGAUGAAGAAGGAGCGACAUGCCAGAAGGUUCUCAGCCCAUCCUACACUUCACGGAUAUGGUGCCAGUUCUUGAAUCUGGGACACCUGGCUGCAGGACUGGGUUGGAUGCAGGUGUGGGAGGCACAACCUCCUUUGGGGGCAAAUAAAUCUUACGAUGAUGCACAA
Sceloporus undulatus (fence lizard) is the source of this 2149-nucleotide messenger RNA. Its product is annotated as zinc finger protein 398-like. Gene Ontology annotation, molecular function: RNA polymerase II cis-regulatory region sequence-specific DNA binding; DNA-binding transcription factor activity, RNA polymerase II-specific. Bases 184 to 1989 code for a protein of 601 amino acids. The record is from RefSeq and is a predicted model, not a curated record. Gene Ontology annotation, biological process: regulation of transcription by RNA polymerase II. The transcript has 6 exons. Lineage: Eukaryota; Metazoa; Chordata; Lepidosauria; Squamata; Phrynosomatidae.